UGGUCGCAGCACAUAAGCAAAUGCAUUCCUGUACCGUACCCCUGAAAGCUUUUCAGCAAAUGCAUUCAAGCGACUACAGAAGCUUCUCUCAGCAAUAAGCCACCCUUCUGCCAUCAACAAGUUAAGACAAAAAAAGCCAUAGCAGUGGAAAGCAUUUUCAAUUAAGCAGCAGUACAAAAAGAACUCCAAUUCAGCACUGUUUAAGGAAUUAACAGACCUACCGCUGGAAAUCAAGGAAAUGAAUUCAAAAGGAAUAUGAGAAAAGAGGAUGUCAAGUCAUUUUUUUACUCGGAUGAGGACAGUAGAAGAAAGUAAAUUAUUCAAAGGUUGUCAGCGUUAGAGCCUUUUACAGACUCACUGUGUUGAGUCUAAAACUGCGACUGAAUGCAACCGCCAACGUACUCAAAAGAAUGGGCUUACAUUUCAAGUGGCCAUUAGGGGCUCCUAUGCUGGCAGCAGUAUAUGCAAUGAGUAUUGUUUUUAAAAUGCUGCCUGCCUUGGGCACGGCUUGUCCGCCAAAAUGCCGUUGCGAGAAGCUGCUCUUUUACUGUGACUCUCAGGGGUUUCACUCAGUGCCAAACACCACUGACAAGGGCUGUCUAGGUUUGUCUUUGAGGCACAAUGUUAUUAUGGAACUUGAAGGGGAUCAGUUUGCAAGCUUCAGUCAACUUACUUGGCUUCAUUUAGACCAUAAUCAAAUUGAUACAAUAAGAGAAGAUGGUUUUCAAGGACUGUAUAAACUCAAGGAAUUAGUUUUAAGUUCAAAUAAAAUCUCUUAUUUGCCAAACACAACUUUUAGCCAACUGCUUAACCUGCAACAUUUGGACCUCUCUUUCAAUCAAUUGUCUGCUUUGCAUCCUGAGUUGUUCUAUGGCCUUCGCAAACUGCAAACCUUGAGUUUACGUUCCAAUUCCCUGAGGACUAUCCCAGUCCGUCUAUUUUCAGACUGCCGUAGUUUGGAUUUUUUGGAUUUGAGCACAAAUCGCUUGCGAAGUUUGGCACGCAAUGGAUUUGCGGGAUUAAUCAAACUGAGGGAACUUCACCUAGAGCACAACCAGCUGACAAAGAUUAACUUUGCUCAUUUCCUACGGCUAAGCAAUCUGCACACGCUCUUCUUGCAGGGGAAUAAAAUUAGCAACUUGACAUGCGGGAUGGAAUGGACCUGGGGCACUUUAGAAAAGCUAGAUUUGUCUGGAAAUGAGAUCAAAGCCAUUGAUAUGACAGUUUUUGAAACAAUGCCUAAUCUUAAAGUACUCCUAAUGGAUAACAACAAGCUAACCACUCUGGAGUCCAAGGUUUUAUAUUCACUUACAACCCUUACUACAGUGGGCCUCUCCAGCAAUCCCUGGGAAUGCAGCCCCAAAAUAUGUGCACUAGCCACAUGGCUGAGUGGCUUCCAAGGUCGGUGGGAGCAUUCGAUACUUUGUCAUAGUCCAAACCACACCCAGGGAGAGGAUAUUCUAGAUGCAGUUUAUGGUUUUCAGCUUUGUUGGAAUUUAUCAACUGUUGUUACAUCCAUUGCUACAAGUUACAGAGCUCCAACGACUGAAUAUACAAAAAGGAUAAGCUCCUCAAAUUUCCAUGUGGGAGACAAAGAAAUUUCAACUACGACAGGCAUACCCAUUACUACAGAAGAGCAGUUGCCUGAGCCGAACAAUGCCAUCUUCAGCCAGCAGGUAAUUACAGGAACAAUGGCUUUAUUAUUUUCUUUCUUUUUUAUCAUUUUUGUAGUGUUCAUCUCCAGGAAGUGCUGCCCUCCCACAUUAAGAAAAAUUAGGCAGUGCUCAAUGAUUCAAAGCCACAGGCAACUACGAUCUCAAACACGGCUACAUAUGUCAAACAUGUCAGACCAAGGACCAUAUAAUGAAUAUGAAGCCAGCCAUGAAGGACCUUUCAUCAUCAUUAAUGGUUAUGGACAGUGCAAGUGUCAGCAACUACCCUAUAAAGAAUGUGAAGUAUAAUAUAUACAGGUAAU
This is a messenger RNA of Lacerta agilis (Sand lizard), 1975 nucleotides long. It is a transcript of the gene LRRTM2, whose product is annotated as leucine rich repeat transmembrane neuronal 2. NCBI's taxonomy places the organism in Eukaryota, Metazoa, Chordata, Lepidosauria, Squamata, Lacertidae. Gene Ontology annotation, molecular function: protein binding. The transcript has 2 exons. The record is from RefSeq and is a predicted model, not a curated record. The coding region runs from base 411 to 1961 and encodes 516 amino acids.